GUUCGCUUCCACGGAGACACUCUUCCCAAAUCAAUCAUGACUAAGCAGACUCUUCGUACCGCGUGCGUGGUGUUCGUUUUUCUUGGAUUAUUUUGCGAUGCGCAGCAGUGGAACAUGCCCAUGCUGUUUAGAGGACUCAAUAAACCUUCCUCACUGUCCGACCUGAGCCAAGCCAUAUUAGAGACUAAUCAGUUGGAACUCAGCAGACCUGCUCAGAAUAUCUCUGUAGUGACACCUGAACCUCACCAGCUGGAUCCAGAUCUGGCGCUGGUGGACUCUGCCAAGCCUGCGCAAUUUCAACCCAGAGGACGUCAACCACUUCGGUACCGACCAAAUCCAAUGAGAAUAGCUCAAGGCUCAAAGACUCUAGAACCCAAGCAGCCAGUUGUAGCGCAAGGACCUUUAGAACCAUACAAGCCAGGUCAACCCAGAGAACGUUCUAGGCCCCAGGAGCCAGCCAAAGAACCUUCUUUAGACUGGGUGAAAAGAGAGAUGCUGGACACAAACCAAAACCUUCAGUCAUUGGGCUUCAAGAAUCCUUUGCCAGGCCCGGUGUUGAACCCAGUGACUGUAGCAUCUAAAAAGGCCCCAAGCUUUGAGCUCAGGCAGCCUGAACCAGCCCAGACCGUUUGGGUGGAGUGCAGGGAGUCGUCAGUUCAAGUUCAAGUGUACCAAGACCUUCUAGGAAAUGGUCAGUUCAUCAAGCCAGCUGACCUUACGAUGGGAGGCUGCCAGGCGGUGGGCUUAGACGAUCAGGUCCUGGUCUUCGAGUCGGAGCUCCAAGGAUGUGGCAGCGAAAUUACGAUAACUGAGGAUAAACUCACUUAUAAGUUCACUCUGAUCUACAAUCCAAGUCCACUAUUGGAUACUCCUAUUGUCAGGACCAACGAGGCGACGGUUGCUGUGGAGUGUAUCUAUCCCAGGAAACACAAUGUUAGCAGCAGUGCUUUGAAGCCCACAUGGGUGCCCUAUGCCUCCACCAAAGAGACAGAGGAGGUUUUGAUCUUCUCUCUUCAUCUAAUGACUGAUGACUGGCAAUCUGAGAGGCCCUCCAGUACCUACUUCCUGGGUGGCGUCAUGAAUGUGGAAGCGUCUGUUCUACAGGCUCAGCAUGAGCCGCUACGAGUGUUUGUGGACAGCUGUGUGGCCACUACAGGCCCCGAUAUGAAUGCUGUCCCAAGAUACUCAUUUAUAGAGAACUAUGGAUGCUUCACUGACGCCCGGCAGACCCAAUCUAACUCUCAGUUUAUGCCACGGGUUCAGGACAACAAGCUGCAAUUCCAACUGGGAACUUUUAGGUUCCAUCAGCAAGAUACAGGUUCUAUCUACAUUACCUGCCAUCUGAAGGCAACCUUUGCGUCCACGCCAAUCGACUCCGUGCACAAAGGCUGUUCAUAUUCAGCUGAAAGGAGCAGGUGGAUGUCUGCUGAUGGCAGGGACGAGGUGUGUGGCUGCUGUGACUCCAGCUGUGGCGGGAGAAAAGUCAGAAGUCUUGAUGGUUUAACAUUUCAAGGCAAAGCUGUGCUUGGCCCCAUCACUGUCCAGGACAGACCUGUGCUGGAGAGGAUGGAGGCGUCUCCUGAGAUCCAGGAAUCACCAAAUGUUUCCAUUGAGGUUGUGGUGUUGGGUGGGGUCGUUGCGGCAGCUGUGGUUGUGUGCCUAAUGGCACUGGGAUCCAUGCUGUAUAGGAGACUUCACAAACCCACCAUCCCAUCAUGUGUCCGCACCUAAUAAAAACAUUUUAGUCAUCCA
Molecule: messenger RNA, 1752 nt
Organism: Clupea harengus (Atlantic herring)
Lineage: Eukaryota; Metazoa; Chordata; Actinopteri; Clupeiformes; Clupeidae
Product: zona pellucida sperm-binding protein 3-like
Biological process (GO): binding of sperm to zona pellucida; egg coat formation; positive regulation of acrosome reaction
Cellular component (GO): extracellular matrix
Molecular function (GO): acrosin binding
Source: RefSeq, a predicted model, not a curated record